Molecule: messenger RNA, 597 nt
Organism: Microthlaspi erraticum
Lineage: Eukaryota; Viridiplantae; Streptophyta; Magnoliopsida; Brassicales; Brassicaceae
Source: the annotation of a GenBank genome assembly
AUGUGUUAUGGAAGAAAAGACCCUUGUGAUAAUUCUGCAGGAUAUAAUGUUGCAAUAAUCGUUGUUGAUGGGUUGAACGAUCCCGUGAUUGCAGCUAUUUCAGUCAAGUGUUUAAGGCCAAAGUUGCUGUCAUUAGCGUGUGGUGUCCUUGUUCUUCCAGUUGCUGUCUUGACCACAAACCCGUGGCAUCAAGGUGAAUCCUUCCUCAACCGCCAACUUCAACCAGAAGAAGCCACGAGAAACUGGGUUCUGUUUUCCGAUAUCAACAGUCCUGACUUGACCAACAUUUGGUUCAAUUAUCACACUAUGAAAGUUGCACCCAACAUAAGAUACAUGAGAUGGUACUUGCAACAUGAAGCAAAGUCAACUGAAGGUUAUUUCAGGCUCACUCAAUUUUCUCAUCCUGGACUCCCUGUGGCCCUUUAUUGGCUCCUUUUUAGACCUACUGUGUGUGGAGCUCCAGGAGCUUUCAUUCCUCUUCCUCGUAAAGAGGAUAAACCAAAGCCAGGUCCAGAUAGGAAGAAGAGGGAUUCACCUCAACUAGCUGGUAAACAGAACAACAACCGGUCAGUUAAAUGUCUUUUUUUGUUCAUAUAG